AUGCCAGAGGAAGUGAUUGAGCUUUCCGUCGAAGAAACCAACAAGCUUCGAGCUGAGCUUGGAUUGGCCCCGCUACGAUUGAGUAGAGAACCUGUUCCAUUUCAAUCAAUAGAGGAACAAGCGUCUCGAAAUGAGAUCUCCGAAUCUGCAUCAAAGGCAGACGAAGUGCUGGAAAUGUCCAUUGACGAAACCAACAAACUUCGAGAUAAACUAGGUCUCAAGCCUUUACGAUCAGGUUCUGGAAAGGAAGUAGUGCACAAACCUGCUACAAAUGACGGCGCUGCUAAAGAGGCAGCAGCACGCAUCAGCGAAGCCAGACUGCAAAGAGAUGUCCAACGAGGAGCUGCCAAAACCUUUGGGUCUCAAACGCUUUCGGAUGAUGCGGAUAAGUCAGCUCUCUCUUGGGCGGAAAAAAUGCGACAACAAAAGGAUGAGGCGCCGAAAAAGUCCAAGACAAAGAAAACAACCAAAACUAAUGAAAGGUACGAUGACAACGAUCUUGAGGGAAUGCAAGUUUCCCAUAAGAUGUCCGAACUCGAGGCUGGUUCUACAACAGUUCUAACCUUGGCAGAUGCUCCACUUUUGGAAAAGAAUGAGUCGAAUAAGGCCACGGGUUUGAACGAAGCAGAAGACACCCUCGAGAAUGACAACUUGAGAGACCAAAAGAAACAACAGGAUGGCCUUCGGAAGAAGCGCAUGCUCGAAAUGGGUAUGGGAAGGGCUGGCGGAUAUGCUGGCUUUGAUGAUGAAGAGUUUGAAGAACUUGGAGGAACCUUGGGUCCUUCCCGCAAGGAGCGCGGAAAUCUGUUCUUGGGGGACAAUGAAGACGAGGACCAACCGUCAAGACUAGGAUUCCGACUUGGUAGUACAAGAGAGAAAGAAGAAAAGAUAACUGAUUUCGAUGCCAUCCAGCGAGGAAAAGCCAUCUCAUUGCUUCCCACAAAGGCUGACGUAGCAGCUAGUGACUACAUGACGGUCGAAGAGGAGGACGCUGAACGAGCCAAGCGAAAGCUCAAGAAGGAUGGUAAAUUCAAAAAGAAGAAGAAGAAGGAUAAGAAGAGUAAGAAACAGCGUCGACGCAAAAUGGACAGUGAUGACGAGGAAGAAAAGGUUGAAGCGCCUGGAACUCAAAAUGGUAAUCUGCUUCAGCAUCUAGAGGAGACUGCCUCUGCGGAAGUAACAGGAAUGCGAAAACGGCGGAAGGUGGACGAGGAAGAGUCCAAUGAUCAUAUCAUGACAGAUGGCGAUGUAAAAGAGGAAGCGAGGGAGAAAAGAGCACGCUACGAUGAUAUUAUGGAUAAGGGGAAUGAACGAACAAGAUUGGCAUUUCAAGAAAAGAAGAAACCAAAGGUUGAGGAGGAUUGGUUUGACGAAGAACCCGACGAUUCUUUCUUGAAUGCAGCUCUAGCAAAGGCACGAAGACUGAACCGAUUAAGAGAAUUGAACAAACCAAAAGCAAAGGGAGCCGAUGCUGUAGCUGCAGCGUUGAAACAGUCAGAGGAUGCUGCAGUCAAACCAGAUCAUGCCCCGUCGUCGUCUGGAAUCUCCUUUUCAACUGAUGAUACUCGUGAAUUUACUCGAGCCAUCCAGGCACGUGCUCAGCAAGAAGAGCGGUCAAAAACCAAACCAGCACCAAACACUUCUGGUAUCAAGAUUGAGAUCAAGUCUGCUCCCAAGGACAUAGCACCGAAGGUGGAAGACGUCGAAAUGAAGGAAGCAGAAGAAGAAGAGAAUCUGGAUAUCCAUGAGCUUGCAAAAGAAGUCGACGAGGAUGACACCCCUGCACUAGAAGGAACAGCAUCUGAAGCUGCAGGAGUUGGAAGAGGCCUAUCAAGUUUCGUGUCCAUGUUGAAGCAAACAGGCGAGAUAAAGAAACAUGCUGGAAAGGAAGAGCUUCGUGGGCGUGCGAAGGAUGAACGAAACUACGAGAAUUACGAAGCAUUGGAUCUAAAAAAGGUUGUAAAGAUUGGGAGGAAUGCUAAUGACAAGGACAAGGAAUUUGCCGGUCGUGAAAUCAAGCUAGAAUACAGAGACAAGCAUGGAAGAUUGCUCACUUCGAAAGAAGCCUAUCGAGAUCUAUGUUACCAAUUCCAUGGACAUGCUGGUAGCAAGAAAAAGGAAGACAAACGUCUGCGACAGAUUCAACGGGAGCAAGCCGAAGCUCGUAUGGCUUCUAAAGGGACAACUGCAGGAACCCUUGGAGCUCUCAAGAAAACUCAGAAGGCUACAGGGAAAGCUUUCAUUGUCCACAAGACCUAA
Cylindrotheca closterium is the source of this 2259-nucleotide messenger RNA. The record is from the annotation of a GenBank genome assembly. Lineage: Eukaryota; Bacillariophyta; Bacillariophyceae; Bacillariales; Bacillariaceae.